This is a messenger RNA of Ooceraea biroi (clonal raider ant), 13358 nucleotides long. It is a transcript of the gene Phlpp, whose product is annotated as PH domain leucine-rich repeat protein phosphatase. Lineage: Eukaryota; Metazoa; Arthropoda; Insecta; Hymenoptera; Formicidae. The record is from RefSeq and is a predicted model, not a curated record. Gene Ontology annotation, molecular function: protein binding. Gene Ontology annotation, cellular component: cytoplasm.
ACAACAUGAUAAAAGUAAGUGCAAAACCGCAACUUAAUCGGAUGUUUAGUUUUUUUACAAUCCGCAUCCGAAAAUUACCUGCUUCUUCGAGCCGUCAUAUAAUGAAUUAAUCCGAAUUAAUACGAAGUUUUGCGUUUGAAUUUUGCUAGAAAAAUCCACACGGACUUUCCAGUAACACAAAACUGUAUGUUAAGAAUUAAUCUAAAAUUGUACAUUUGAAUUUACUAAAAACAAAAUCGGUACGAGCUUUCUGGCCAAUCCAAUAUGAGAGAAGGGUAUCCUCGACCUGACGAAUUCCGACCUGAAUAACAGUUCGUUUCCGCAAUUGCAAAUUGGAACUCUGUCACAUUGCCAGUCGUUUUUUCGCUAAAUUGCGACGAAUAAAGUUACCUAAAUUCAUUUAUACAUUUUGAUCCGGCGCGCGCGACACGUUCUGCUUUCUAGCGAUGCCGGUAGCGAUUUUUCCUUGCCUUGUAUUGUUUUAGGAAGCUGUUCGCGCGCGAUCGCGGACGAAUCUAACACCGAUAAGAAAGUUUUGACUGACGUCUUCAUUGUUCGGCUGAAAGUUCGCCGCGGACAAUGAGGCUAUUCGUAGCCGGCGCAACGAGCAGAACAAUACUUGUCGGCACAAAUAUUGCUCGUGCACCGUCGCUGCUUCACCGCAAUUUCUUACAAUGAAGUUCAGCGAGGCCGAAUGCAUUAUAGUCUUUUUGGUUAUUCAGCGAUAGAUAGAGCAAUUACUCGAGUCUUAAAAAAUAUGGCAUAAACGGGUAAAGGAUAAAUACAGGAGAGGUAAAUGGCGUGUGGCAAAUAUAAGUGGAAGUGAGAGAACAUGCGCUAUUCCAUGCCAUUUGAGCGAAUUAUUCGCAAAUAAACGCUCCAAUUAAUUCGUUUGAUUUAAUGGCUAAUUUGUUUACGCUUCAAUUUGCAAGGAUAGUCAAAAUCAGUUAAACUCGUUAAUCUCAACUAAAUUUUAGUUUAAUAAAUAAUCAAUAAGCUUCAAAUUUAUAAAAUUUCGACCGAGCGUUUAUAUCUUAUAGAUGUAAUAGCACGAUAAAGAAAGACAGAAAAUACGUUUCGUUCUUUUUUUUAUGUAUUAAACAUGCAAUUUUACAUAAUGUAUCCUUUUUGUUUCAUUUCCUUUUGUACGAAGCGGCACGAAUUGCGCAUUGCUUUCAGAUUUGCGAGUAGUUUGACUUGCACGUGUUUCGUUGAUUGGCCGUUUUGUAAUUUCGAAUGCGCAGCUUACGGCAGAACAAAAUCGGAACGCGACGUGACAAAAUUGUGACGUUAAAAUUCGCUGGAACGUUUAUAUCUGCACGAGUGCUGGCUCUCCACGCGUUUGAUAAAUCAUCGCGCCAUGCGGAUAUUGUUAAAUUACUGAUUCGUUAUUAAUCUUUCCCUGUCUGUGCACUAACGAACUGCUCGAUUCGAGCGGUGCUGUUGUGCUGUACUACACGAAGAAUCGUAAACGCGAAACGAAACGUCAUUCACGUCGAAAUCAAUGUUAAUUAAAGUAAUACUGUUUGUAGCUUAAAAGGCCGGCAUGAGUUUAAAUGACGCGGAUUUUGAAAAGCUGGAAACCUGCACAAUAGGAUCGAAGCACAAAAUUAAAUAUUAUAAUGCAAGAGACAAAAGUGCAAAUUGGAGGGUGAACAAACAUUUGAGUGAGCUGUGGCUAAUUUGACGCUAAGACGAAAUUAAAUCAUGGCUCGUAUCGAGUGAUAAUCACUGCAUAAUUAUGUGCAAGAUAAAUCGCAGAUUUAGAUUAGAAUAAUUAAUUAAAUCGCGUGUGUACCCGAUGUGGAAGCUGCAUGCAUCCGCAAGUGUAUGCGGCUGCUCGGAAGAUGAUGCGAGUGGGAGAUCUGAUCGCCAUUAUGGAGGAAGGCGAUUUUGACAGGGACGACACCAUAGACACGGACUCUUUGGAGUUCGAGGCUACGCAGGUAUCGUCAUGUCCCAAAAGAUUAGACUUGAGCAAAGGAGGCCUGUCAAGGAUUCCUGACAGCGCGAUUGCUUUCCCAGCGAUAGAGGAGCUCAUAUUAGGAUACAACCAGUUUACUAAUGUCGACAACAAUCUAAAGCUUUUGCACAGGUUCCCGAAACUUCAUGCCGUCCAUCUGGAGAGCAACGAUCUCCGCAGAAUCCCGCGGGAGCUGCUAGAACUGCCGGCGCUGACCUAUCUUAAUCUCUCGGACAACAAGAUCGAGAUAAUUCCGGCUGACAUCCGCCAACUGGUCAACUUGAAAGAGUUGAUCCUUGACCGUAAUGCCAUCAAGGACCUACCAGACGAAGUGACACGGCUGAGAAACUUGAGAAAUAUUUCCCUCGUCGGAAAUUUACUCAGCACUGCACCAUCCUUCUUCAAUAUGCGAGCUCUCGCUCUAACGGAAGUUCUGUCGAAGGCAGAUCAUGGGAAAUCUUACAAAGACGAGAAAACCAAUCAUAUCCAUUUACACAAAAUCAAUCUGAGAAACAAUCAGCUAAAGGGAAACAUAAUCUUGGGAAAUUAUGGCAAUUUGACGCAUCUGGACGUCAGCGAAAAUAGUAUCGAAAAGUUGGACAUCAGCGCUCUGCAGGAACUCAGGAGCGUUCGAUGUGGACGAAAUCACCUAACAGAAUUAACUCUCUGCGGUCGAAAUCUCGUAUCACUCAUUGCGGGAAAUAAUAAGCUGAAGAAGUUAACAAUCGAACCUGUGCCAAUUAAUUUAGAACAUCUGGACAUUUCCUACAACAAUUUGGACGCACUGCCGGAAUGGACGACCGAAUUACCAGCAUUGCGUGUCCUUUUCGCGUCGCACAACGCUCUAACGGCUCUCCCGGACAAAUUAUUGUCGCAACCAUCAAGACUAGAAGUUCUCCAUCUGCCACACAACCGAUUACAAGCCCUGCCACCGCCCAGAAGGCCGUUGAAUAUCGCUCAUUUGACGUUGCAAGGCAACAUGUUGACCACGCUGCCAACUAGCUUUUUCGCAAACACCGAAAAGAUGAAAGUUCUGAAUCUCUCUAACAAUCGCCUCUCUGAACUGCCGUAUCGUGAAGAAGCUGGCAAGAGCCACCAAGGAUCGCACACUUUGGAGAAAUUGUACAUCACGGCAAACUGUCUGACCGACACCGCUCUUGACGCUCUGACAAAGUUCACAUCUUUGCGAGUUCUUCAUAUUGCGUAUAACACUUUGGACACACUUCCGGAGAGUUGCAUAGCUGCGUGGGGCGAUUUGGAAGAACUGGUUCUAUCCGGAAAUCGAUUGCAAUAUCUUCCUGACAACGUAGCCAAUUUGCGACACUUACGCGUACUGCGUGUGCAUUCUAAUCGACUUUUGACGUGCCCUACUUUCAGUAAAACAACGUCCUUGAAGGUGCUAGAUUUGGCUCACAAUCAGUUGGACAGGGUGAACCUAGCGACCCUAGUACCACCGCAAUUACAGUUUCUCGACAUAUCGUGCAAUUCCCGGUUGCACGUGGACCCACGGCAGUUUCAAGUCUACAAAUCUCAAAGGCCGAUAUCUCUAGUGGACGUAUCCGGGCAAAACAGACCCUGUCUCCCCUCUCAUCCCUUUCAACAGGAAAUUGUCGCAGCAGAGAAAAAUACUGAGCAUCCGUGGCGAUUGGGAUUCUCGGAAACUGCGGGCUCGCGCGAAAAGCUGUACGUUUCUCAAGUACGCAUGCCGUCCUUCUGCAACGUCGAGGGUCUAUUCGGCAUAUUCGACGGAGGUUCCAAUCAGGAGGCACCCAGCGCCCUUCAAGAAAUGAUCCCCCGUCUCUUGCUGGAAGAACGGACAGUGCGAGAAACAUCCAAGGAAUAUUUGAAAUACACCUUGCUGUCGGCACACAGAGAACUGAAGGAAAAGGGCCAAAAGUAUGGAAUAGACGCCACUUUAGUUCACGUGACGAAGUUACCGUCACAGCAAGGAUACCCAAAAUCCUCGGCCAAGUACAUCCUGAAGGUUGCUUCCUCGGGCGAUGCCAAGGCUGUCUUAUGCAGGGCCGCUGGUCCCUUGACCCUCGCGGUAUCCACGAAAGCUCAACCAGUCAAGAAUCAGUUGGGCAACGCUGCCAUGUUCCCGUUCGUGGUACCAGAUCCGGUAUUCGAGGAAGUGACACUGGAGGACGACGACGAGUUCAUCAUAGUUGCCAAUCGAAGAUUAUGGGAAGUCCUAAGCGUGCAGGAGGCCGUGAGAGAGGCCAGGGCUGAAGCUAGUCCAGUUUUGGCAGCCAAGAGACUUCAGGAUCUGGCGCAGGCUUAUGGUGCCGAGGACAACUUGAGCAUCGUCGUUGUUCGCUUGACGGGGCCGAGUCCUGGCGAUAUGGAUCAACUGAUGCGGGAACUUAGGCACGCAGUUGGCAAAAAUAGAAACCAGACUGACGGCGUGUGUCCUUGUCCUUGUUGCGUGCCGCCAGCGGCACACAAGCCACCUGCAGCCUGCUGCUGUCAUGCGAGCGAGGGCUAUUAUCUGAAUGGCGUGUUGAAAAGCAUAGUGAGCAGAUCCAACAAAGUUCACAGUGGCUCCGGUAGGUACUUCAAGAAUUCCAGAUCGUCACAAGAGAAUGAAAGCCCGCCGUAUAGAGACGACCGCAGCUCGCCGAGCGGACAAUCGGAUCAAGCGAGCGACAGCACCUUCAAGUCGCGCCAUCCGUCUGGAAGGAUAUGGUCUGGGAGUGCAGCUUCCAGAGCCACGAGCAAGGCCCACCAAAGCAUCCUCGUGCAAGAGAACGGGACGCGAAAGGCGUCGUCCUGUAUAACCACGCAGGAGGACACCGUUUCGGAGAGGUCGGGCGCUCUUAGCGAGGAACAGUUUCGUUGCUGGGAGUACAUGCUGGAGCAGAACACUCAGUUGUUGUUCGAUAAGGAGCUGGACACGCUGACGAAGGCGCCGCUGCACCGGGGUCAAUCGAGAUCAACGCCGCAGCUAGGCAGCAACUUGCCCUUUCUAUCGAAGAGGUUUGGCAGCGCCAGGUCCUUCAACCCUUCCUUACCGCGACCACCAGUCGUCCGUUUCGGUAGUGGACGCAGAUUGUUGAAUGGCGGACCAAAUGCAGCUUACUUCGGUAGUCUACAGAGGCUGAUGCCGUACAAUCUGGAGUAUGACUUUGCUGUGAUCCAAGAGAGAGGCGGCAUGGACUCAUUGGAGCAGGACGCCACGAGAAUGCAGCAGUACUGGGGAGUGGCCACCACCGAGUUAUAGACAAGAAUCUAUUUAUGGAGAUCGGAAACAACGGGACACAAGCGAAGGAUCUGCAGAUCCAAGAAUUCAUGACUAGCUGUGACGAGUCUGAGCGGAGUUGGAGGAUCUCGCCGUUGCUAUAAGAUUUAAUGGGUUAUUAAGUAAUUGUAAGUAAACUGGCUUGCGAUGUCCAGAUAGCGAUGAAUCGAAUUGAACAUAUAUACUUAUGACAGCACGACAUAGCUUGUCGUACAUUAUAUGUGCAAAUAAGUUCUAUCCGCUAUAGAUGAGUAAGAGUAGAACUUAUUUGCCUUAUAUUAAUUUUAUAGCAGAAGAAAUUAAUUUUAUAGGAACCUUUUAAAAAACAAAAACACAAAAUUCUCUCUUCAGAACAUCGCUACAUUGAGUUGUAUCAUCAUCCAGACGUGACGCAGAUUACUUACUUAGUUAAUGACCUAAUAUUUAAGUUCUAAUCUUAAGUUCUGCAGGAGGUCUAUUUUUAAAAUAAUUUUUCACUUUUUGUAUAAAGCAUGUAUGUAUAGUAUUUCGUAUUACGCAUUAUGUCGUAGUGUUAUUAGUGGUACCGAUAUCGUGGAGCACUUAAGCGCGGAGACUCGUCUGCUGAAUCGCGAUUAAUCUGCACUUAUUUGUCGACAGCGAACAAUUCAAUAAGCGGAGUAAUUUAUCUUGGGAAGCUGACGGGAGCAAUUGCAGCUGCGAUUGCCGUUGGAAGGCAGAAUAAUUAAUAGAAUACACGCGACGGAGCAAAGAGAGUACCACCCGGUCGUCAUCGAGCGCGCGCGAUUGUAUUAGCGGUAUCGAUCGCGCUGAUAACAAUGCCACGACAAGAGAUAAGCUAUGAAGUUCUCCGAACCCCGUCGCGACAAAGGACUUGACGGGAUUUAUACCGUCACUUCGUAAUUCGCUCGUUUAUUGCAACUGAUUCGCGUGUAAUAAGGGGAUCGAGCAAACCACCGCGCGCCAUUACGCCACAUACACAUACACGCAUACAAAGCUCGCUUUAUUUCUUUGUAACGGUAGAUACGCAGAAGAUACCGCUUUAUUGCGGAACGACUUUACGACGUUGAGUGACUCCGUGGAGAGUAAGACGAGUAACCAAGAUUGAAAGAAAUUACGCUCCAUCUCUUUCGCUCUCUUUUUAUUUUAUCGCGCUACGUUGCAUUUCGUGCUUCUCUCUUCGCAAAGUCCCGAAUUACUUUGUGUACAUACGUACAAACUCAUUGCGUUGCGUAACAAGUGCGACUCAAUAUAUAUAUAUAUAUAUAUAUAUUAUAUAUCUUUGAUAUUGCGACAUUUUUUACGAUAGACUAUCGACAAUGCUAAGAAGCACGUGAUAUCAUUGACGUAACGCGCGAGAUGACUUUAUGUCAUUUACUCGUUACGUCUUCCAUGCGUAUCACGCGCCAAUAUUUCGGUCCACGAUACGCGGAGCGUUUCGAAUGAACUACAUGUUUGUUUUGCGAGAAGAUAUGAAAAUUGUUGAACAUACUACGUUGAUUAAAAUAUUGUUGAAUCGAUGUAUUCUUACGUAAUUUGCGUUGCUUAAGCGUAUACAUUAUUCAUUUCUACCGUCAUUCUUCGACCGUAAGAGAAAAAUCAUUCGAUGAAAUUAUUUUUUAUAAAUAUAUAAAGGUUUUUUGUAUCUUGACUUAACGUAACGUAGAACGUGUCUUCGGAAGGAAUGUAUUUCUACAGCAGGUUUAUAUUUGCAAUGAUAUUCGGUUUAAGAAAAUAUUCGAUAAGCACACAUGUCGAUGCAGAAAUUCUCUGGGACACCCUAUAGAGAAAUUGUACCUGAGGCUGGACCAAAUAAAUCAUGGUAUGCAGUGACCCGUUGUUAUCAGAGCAAAUGAACUGUACAUUACAAAUAGCGGCGUAUGCAGAACGUAACAAAAAUAUUCAGUAUUUUAACGUGCCUGAAAUUUUGCGAAACUUCAAAUGUCGGGAUUUUUCGAUUGAAAUCUAUUUAAAAUUUACAAUCUAUUCAUUAGAAAAAAAUCGAUCCCGUGGUCUUAUUUACUCAUUCAAUAGUUGCUUAUUCGCGAUUUAUCUUCUCAAUCACUUGCAAAAAUAUUAUCAUAAAAAUAUUUCUUUUGUCGAAAUAAAAUAAUUAGAAAUUUUAAUUUUAAAGGAUUGAUAUAAAUUAUUAAGAAGAGCUUUUCAUGUGCUGCAAUACAAUCAUUUGCGUAUAAAUUUCCUACUGAUUUUAAUGUGCCGUUAUUUAGUAUAUUCUGACUUCCUGUUCUCAUCGGUUCGACCGUGCAAUCACAAAUUGGUUUCUUCCGCAGCGACAAAUAAAUUCAACAGAUGGCGAUAUUUGAAACAUACUAACGUCUGGUCGUGUCUGCUUCUCCACCAACUAAUUUCUCUGCGCCAGCCUUGAGAGGCGUUAUCUUAUUUGUAGCUUAUUAUUACACGAUAUCACUGCGAAUUUUUCUGUCACAAAAAGAAGCCAGACGGUAGAAGAUUAAAUAGACUGAAACAUUUUACUUCUGCACAAACUGCUGAAAAUGUGCAAAACAAUGAUAAGAAUGAGAAAAUAUUUAAAGAAUUUGAAGUCUGCUUUUUCUUAGCGAAGUUCAACGUAAAAUAUAAUUAGCGUUUCAGACAAAGAACUUUCAAAAAACUUUAGAAACUUAUUAUAAAAUUCAAAAGAAUGAAGAGAAAAAUAUUAUAAAAUCUUCAUUUUUGAAUCCUAGAUAGAUUUAAGUGUAACAAAAAUUUUAUUUCUAGGAUUACCUACCAAACUAUUUAAUGUUUAAACGGAAAUAUACAAAGAAAAUAAAUAAUUAAAAUCAAUAUCUUUUGGCAUCACAAAUGUAGAAUGAGCGUAAUGCAGCUCUUAAAUUGCACGUGAGGGAAAAUAAGAUUACUGAUUCAGCACGUGCUUUCUCCCACCAGCAUAUUUGCUAAAAGCAAGAUAAGCAAUUUUUUAUCAAGAGAAAUCGGAUAUUCGUUAUUACUUUUAACGAGAGUUUGUAAUUAUUCGUUAUAUAAUUGUCUGCGAUGCUUUCCAUUUAAUUGAAAAAUUCUUUUCAAAUAACAGUUUUAAUUCGAAAUGAAUGUAUUGUGUCAUACAAUAUAUUCAACCGAAUAUUUUUCUCUGUUGUUAUUAAAAAAAUAUUAGUUUAAUUAAAAAAACAUUACUUUGUUAGAAAAUAAAAUGAAGCUUCCGAUAUAAAUACUAUGUAUCAAUUUUCAAAAGAUAAAAAUAUACUUAUAUUAUUUUGAAGUUAUUAUCAAUAUUGUACAUCAAUCAAAAAUAUGAAGUUUUGCGCUGGUUAUUAUCAAUUUUGACUUCCGGGUUAGACACACAUUUUCUGUCACUUUGGUUUCAUGAACAUUUCAAUUCACUUUAUCAGAGUGGAAAAUAACUUAAUACUGCAUAACAAUAAAAAAACUUAAUUUUGUAAUAACUUUAAGACAUUGUAAUUUGAUAUUGUUGCCCAAUUAGUAACUAAAUCAAAUGAAUUUUGUUUUCAUUUUUUAUUUAAAAAAUAAUUUCAUUGUUAUUUAAAAAAUUAUAAAUAAGUUUUUAAUAUGAUUAAAUUUAGUAUAUCGUCAUAUUAGUAAUAUUCGGAAUUAAUUUAGUACUUAUAUGUAUUUAGUAUUUAUAAAUUACACGUGGUAAUUACGGUAAUAGGUUUUAUUAUUAUUUUAUUACGGCAACUAGACGUGAUCAAAAACUCAUUUUUCCUCAUUUUAGCGUAUCUUGGAACAAUAUCUUUACGUGCACGCGAUAACUGUACGACAGUAAUUACUUUGUGACUUUCCAACAACACGGAUGUAAAUGAUGCAACAUGUUAAGUAACAAGCACGACAACGAUCGCAAGAUCAAAUGGGAGAGCAGACACGGUCAGUGUACCUUGAUGUGUCGGAGUUUAUGACACAACAGACACAAAGAAGAGAUAUGUGUUGGAUCGACAAAGUUGAACUUGUUCUUGAUAAACACUCGAAAAAUAAAAUAUGUCAUAAAUAUCACAAAGGAAAGAGAAUAUCAAGGCACAACAACGUAAUAAAACAAGAACAUAAUACAAAGUGCAAGAAGAUUUUAAAAAAUUGUGACUAAUCUCAUCGGCGUCACUAAUCUUAUAGAUCGUAGAAGCCAAAGUAAAAGAACACGCGAUACCUUUAAACGAUUACGUAAGCAACUAUGCAAUAUAUAAUAGUAUUGAAUUAUCAGUAUAUCCUCUCCGAUAUCAUUUUGACACCAAUGAAGUAUUUCAAGCUCUCCAUCUAACACUUUGUUCCAAUAUUCAACAUUUUAUUAACAUUAUUAAUAUAUAUUAGAUAGUUGCAAAAGUUUUAACCUUUUUUCAGCGCUUUGAUAUUAUUAUUUAAACUUUAAAUAAGUUUUCGCUUUUUUGUUUGGUUUUGAAGAAUUGGCAUCAAAAGUUGUGAAACGUCAUACGUCAUUUAACGAUAAACAUAACUUCGAAAAAUAAUAGUAAACGCGAUGAACAACGAAAAGUUAUAUGUACUUACCGUAUUCAGCAAAUCAUUUUGUAGUUCAGUUGGAAAGUUUUUCCGCACGUAUUCACUUGGUGCCUUCGGAUUACCACUUGUUUCAUCAAUCAAUUUUUUAAAACUAGAUAGUACUUUUGAAACGUGACUGAGAUGCGAAAACAAAAUUUUUUUCGCAAAGAAAUUCGAAAUUUAUCCGAAAGAUGACAGAAAAUUGUAAGAAACGAGAACAAAUAUUAUAUAAUAUAUAAUAGUUAUAAUAUAUUAUAUAAUAUAAUAUUUUGAUGAUUGAAUUGUAUUGCACAUAUUAUGCACCUAAAAAUCAAAAACAUGCAAAAAAAGGACUAAAACCUUUGCAUACACUUAAUAAUUAUUAUAAUAUUUUUGAUUAAUGUGUUAUCUCGAUACUCUUUCGCUUAAAUAUUGCUCCAUGAUUCAACACGGUUUCCGUCCGAUACUUUCUCCAUGAAAACUAUGAAAACAUAGUUGAAAAGUCCAUAGUGACAUCGCAACAUUUGAUUCCAGGUAAUAUACUUAUGAACAUAUCUAUAGAGCAUCCCUAUAAAGUAGCGUGACUGGUAUUCUAUACUCUAUAGUGUGAUUGCAGCACUCCGUUGACGUCGUCGCUCUACUAUAUAACGGGUAGCCGAAGAGAAGGGAGAAGUGGAAGCACGAGGCAUUUGCGUAAUGCGAGUGAGUUGCGAGCUGGGACGUUAGUGGCAUUCAUUGUCAGUAGCACUUGAGCGUUUGCGCGCGUCAGAGCUUACGUUCGAUCGAUUUUUUUUCUUUCGGCGCGGUUUUAUUCUUUUCUUUUUUUUUUUCGCUCCGCGAAUUCCGCGACUCGUGAACCCGGAAGUCGAUCCGGUCGACCAAAACGGCUCUGUCUGAUCCGGAAGAGCGACAGACUUCCACUCGCGUGGCGACAUUAGAGUGAUCGAAAAAAGUGGCGAUGAUCGAUAGCGUCGCAGUCUGGUGCGUAACAAUGCAGCCUGCUGGAAGUUAGCACGUGUGGGAACCAUUUCUGCAGGUGAUCAGCAAAAAAGGCAGAGAAGUCGUAAAACCAAAAUUCUGAUUAUAUAUUAUAUACACGGUCUGUCCAGGCUCUGGUGUAACUGGUAUCGAAAAAAUACAAGAUAUCAAUUAGUUUUUAUUUUUUUUAAUUCAACACACACUUUUUCUGAGUUUAUAUAAUAUCGCUGGAAGCGAUUAAACAAUUUUUCGUCGUAACGCUUUCCUUUCAUCGUCAACUUAGUUGUUUUGAGAAUAAGCAAAACUCGGAAUCAAAUCAAAUCAAGCGAAUACAGAGAGUGGUCGAAUACUAUGAUGCCUUUUCUGGUUAAGAAAAGGUCGUGUACAAUCUUGAAUUUGUGUUUCGGUGCAUUAUCGUGCAGAAGCGAUCCUUGCUCUGUAUUUAGGCCAAACCUGAAUCCCGUUCCACAAACGAUUCAAAACACCCAAACAAUAAUCCCAAAAAAUAAAAUAAGCAUUCACCGUUUGAUCUUCGAUAUGAAUUCUUUGUGAAGAAUUGUUUUCGAAUCGAAGAAAAUUGUGAGCAAUCUUGAUUUGGCUCUUUUGUAUACGCACUUUCUUCGAUAUUGACUCUUCCGCCAUUCCAUAUUCUGUACCGUUCUGUAAGUGGCUCAUAUGGAAAACAUUGUGUUUCGUCAUCAGUUACGAUGUUUCUCAUGAAAUCCGGAUCAAUAUUGGUCACUUUUAGCAUGUCUUUGUAAUAUUCCACUCUGAUAUUUUUUCUUCCUCUUCAGCGUUUGUGAUACGAAGUAUGCACCUUUGGUUUGCCCAAAUCCUCGGUCAAAAUUUAAUGUACAUUUAAUGCUUUUAAAUAUGCUCUUUUGAACUCCUCGACAAGUUGUGCAGACAUACAGCGGUCCGAUCAAGGAAUUUCAAGCACUUUUUGCACAUUUUCGGGAGUACAACUUGUUUUUGACAGCGGUGCUCGAAGCGUUGCGAUGUUUUCUCCGCUGUCACGAAAUCAAGCAUAUUAUCUAAAAACAUUGAAAUGAUCCAAACAAUCAUUACUCUACAUACUUUCAUAUAUACUUUUUAUUAUUUUGUACAUUUCAUUACAGCUUAAGAGUUUUGCCCAGCUUAACAGAAUUUAAUAUUGGCUCUUUGUUCCUUUGUUUCUGUUUUUUCGAUGAGCGUCAAUAAGAUAUUGUCACACUCAACGUCAAAACGAAUGACGCAAUAUACUAGCGUGGUCAUAGCUUUUGGGUGGUCAUAGCUCACUAGCUCAAGUAUCAAGCUUCAUAACACAAUCACUCAUCAAGAGACGAUCCGGCAGGAAAAGACUUUUAUAAAAACUCAAUUAGAGCCCACAUCAGAGCCCGGACAGACCGUAUAUAUGUAAUAUUUAUAUAUUAGAACAUUGUAGCUAUUUAAAUUGUGAUUAGAAUUUUAUUUGUCGCUAAUAUGCAUAUAGAAUUAUCUCCAAAGUUAUCUCCGUUUUCAUUUCCAUAGACUAAUUUCCUGUCAGUAAAUGUUUUCUACAAAAGCCAUUUGUUCUUUGGUAUCUCUUAUGUUCAAUUUAAGAUAUCUUGCAAUUAUGAUUUUUGUGAAGGGAAGUUAAAAAAAAUUAGCUUAAAAUUGAACAAACACAAAUGCGAAGUUUGGUGUGUCUGUCAAAACGACGUUGAUAUAUCGAUGUGCUUCGGGCAAGUAUACUCGGGCUUAAGUUAAACAGUUUAAAAGCAAAUUUCUUGGUCGAUGGACUUUGAACGCGCACGCGAGAACGACGAUGGGAAAAUAGACCGCAGCUGAUCGUCACAAACAACUUUCCCGGCUAUGCGUCAUCUGACUGCCGCGAUAACAACUCGACAUUAGCGUUUCUGAAAUCCUGUGCAAUCCCUCAAUCAUGGACAAUAAAGAUAGUCACUCUCUUUCCGGAACUCAUUGCUCAAAGUGACCGAUAAGGAGCACUAGAAACAGUUUCAUGCAUUAUAUAAAUCUGCGGAAGCUUAUCAUUUUGAUUGGAUUCACUGUUGAUACUGAUUUAUUGGACUUUUACUACUAAUAUAUAUUUUUAGUAUAUCUAUUUCCAGUAGUCAACUAAUAUCUAUCACUUUCGUUUUUAACUCAAUUAACUGAUUAAAUAUUUGAAAAUAUUCAUAAGUUUGGGAUGAGAGGUAGAGAAAGAAGGAGGGAAGGAGGGGAAGAGGUAAAGGGGAGAGAGAGAGAGAGAGAGAGAGAGAGAGAAUAGAAGAGCGUAAACUUUGAGUUAACCUUGAUCUUAUAAAUUGAAUGACGAGAUAUCGUAAAUUUUCAUGGAUCCCUCGAGAAUUAUAAAUAUUCAUACGUCAAUUAAAUAUUCUGAGGUCAACAAAAUGAUAUCUUGGUAAAAAGAGAAAGCUUGUAGAAUCAACGAGACCUUCGGGCAAUAAAUCAUAAAAUAUAUGAAGAAAAAUGCGACUAAAAAUUCGCAUGCCAACGAAAAACUUAUAAUACUAUUAUAAAUUGAUUUAUAUUAUUUUUUAUAUCAAGUAUAACAAAAUUUGUUUAAAAUUCAAAUCAUGUUAUUCUAAUUCUUUCGAAAUAUUUAUAUAAAUAUUGUAGAAUGAAUCAUGAUCUUGAUAGCAAAUUAAUAUCUUAUAAGCAGAAUAUAAAAAUAAUACAAGAAUAUCACAUUAACAUGUAACAAUACAGAAGAGAAAUUUUUAUGUUGAGAUUAAAGUUUUUCUGCAGUUCCAAAAA